UUCCGGUACGCCACCGGAACUUCCAGAGGAUGGACCUGCUUGCGGAGGAAGACCACUUCAUGAAAGUGGUGGACGGCCACAUUAUCUACUUCUGCACGGUCUGCGAGCGCUCCUACAUGACCCUGUCGAGCCUCAAGCGACACUCCAACGUGCACUCCUGGCGCAGGAAGUACCCGUGUCGUUACUGCGAGAAGGUGUUCGCCCUGGCGGAGUACCGGACCAAGCACGAGGUGUGGCACACCGGGGAGAGGCGCUACCAGUGCAUCUUCUGCUGGGAGGCCUUCGUCACUUACUACAACCUCAAGACGCACCAGAAGUCUUUCCACGGCAUCAACCCUGGCCUGAUCAGCAGCGAGAAGACGGCCAACGGUGGGUACAAGCAGAAACUAAAUGCCCUCAAACUCUACCGCUUGUUGCCCAUGAGAUCCCAGAAAAGGGCUUACAAAACAUACAGCCAGGCCCUUUCUGAAAGCAUCCUAAUGCCUUCCCUGACAGCGCCUUUGGACAAUGGCCUUCCUGAGUCUCCGGGUUCUGAGGGGUUGUGCUCUCUGGGUCUGCGCCCGGAGGGUGCUGGGGAUUAUAUAUUUCCGGCAUCGUUGGACCCUGACACUUUGGAACAAGGGGAAAUACCCACCGGUCCACGCAAACGGUCUAGUCCUGCCAUGCAUGGGAUAAGGGAGGGGGAGACAGACGAGGAAGCAGCAAAAACCCUGCCUGAAAGCAGAACAGGUUUUCCAAGCGCGGAUGGUUCUGUCUCCACAGUUAUUGCGUACGGUCACCCCAAGCCCUCUGUGAUCGUGCACGGCACAGCUGUCUCCUCCGUUAUCGUGCACAGCAACCAGGUUGCAUCGACGUCCGUGAACAGCAGCAGCAGCUGUCCGAGUCGUCACCCCUCGUCCGAACCCUCAAAAGUCCCCCCACCCAUCAAGAAACAGGUCCUGAAGGAAUACAUCCAGUCCCAGAAAAGAGCUUCCAGCGAGGAAACAGAAGAAGGGAGGAGAAGCGUACGGGAAGACAAAAAAUCACAGAAACCUUGCAGGACCUCCGCCAACGGCAACAGCGUCACCUACGUGGCCAAGCCGGCAUACGUGGGAGCAUCUUCAGAGACCAGAGGCGGUGCCCCCUUGUGCCAGAUCACUGUGCGCAUCGGGGAGGAAGCCAUCAUGAAGAGAAGCAUCUCUGAAACGGACCUGAUGAGGGACAAGGGUUCCCCUGCCAACAAGACCAAAAGAAUGGACCCUCUCCACAAGGAGACGAACCAGCACCAGCACCAACACCACCACCACAACAAGGAGACGGACCAGCACCAACGCCAACACCUACACCACAACAAGGAGGCCGAGCCAGAGAAGAAGAAGAAGAAGAAGAAGAAGAUGAAGAAGUGUAAAGCGAGCAAAUUGAGGGAAUACAAUUUCCGCAGGGAGGUGAGGGAGGAGGAGAGCGACCAGGAUGCCGAGGACAACCUGUGGCGGCCUUACUACACUUACAAGCCCAAGAGAAAGACCCUGCACGUUCAGAAAGUCAAAAAACCCAGCUGGAGGCGGAAACUCCGAUACAAGCGAUCGCUGCGGCUGAUGAAGAGGGCAGAGAAGCUCUUGGGCCGAAGCUUAGACGAGGGCGGCGACUGCAAGCCAAGCGCCGGUCUUCAGGAUAAGCGAGGAGUGCCCAAGGAGGAGGAGGAGGAGGAGGAGGAGCAGGAGAAUUUCAGCUGCCACAUCUGUGAAGAAACCUUCCCGGAUUUCCCCUCUCUGGAGAAACACGAGAGGAACCACCGGACGGGCAAGGCCUUCGAAUGCAUCACCUGCGGCAGGCAAUUUUCCAGCGUGAAAAAGCUGGACAAGCAUGAGCUGACCCACCUCAUGGAGUUCGUAUGCUUGCGGUGUCAGGAGUCCUUCAGGAACAGGGCGCUCAUGGAGGCGCAUCAGAAGACGCACCAGGCUGAAGGCGAGAACCGUUUCCCCCAAGAGAGGGAGCUUGUCACGGAAUCCAAAGAAACGGGCUACCCAGAGAAAAGUAACCUGCCCCGGGUUGGGAGAAGGCCAUCUGUCCGGCACACCUGCACCUCCUGUUCCAAAGUCUGCAAGACUGUAGCAGCACUGGGGAGGCACAUGAAAAGGCACGAGGCAGAGAGAGACGAUUCAGCAGAGCCUGGACCAGAACUGCAUCCCACAGCGGAAGCAGAAGCAGAAGCAGAAGACUUAGACCACGAUUUAGAAGCAAACAGAGAUCAGUCUAAAUCUAUCCCUGUUAUUAAUUACACCACAUCAGCAGCGGACGAGACAAGCGACAGGCUGGCCGGCGCAGGCAGUUACGCACCUCAAUGUGACGUCCUGGGAAAAACUCAGCUUCAGUCUGACCAGGCAGUGCCAGCACAGCUGUCUGAAAUAUCUUCCAAUAAUGAACAACGAGUCCUACAAAAUCCUGGCUCAAGUCCACGGGGAAGCAAGAUUGUUCCCCCGCCUGGGAGCCCGGAAGCUGCACCUUCGGCCAGGGCUGAGGUUCCCAGCAGUUCGGUCCAGAGUGUUCUGGUUCUGAACGGCAGAGACUGUUUGGACUCUUGUCAGCAGCAGGAGGCUGUGACGCCUUAUAGGGCCAUAAGAAGCCAGGUGGGGCAACCUCAGGGGCCGCUGCUGAUGACCACAGAACACCGCGAGCCAGGACCGCGUUCUCAGAGUUAUAAACAUCAAGAUGAGUGUACGGGCAGUGCUACACCAAGACCCAACGCAACUGCCGAGGGAACAGCGAGAUCAGAUGAAGGAAGCAAUGCUCAGAACAACUACGAACAGGACACUGGCCCAUACAGUUAUCAAAGCACUUCGAUGAUGUCACACACCAGAAGGGAGGACGACGACGACGGUCCCCAGAAUCUGGUGAUGUCACACGCGGGACCCAGCCCUCCUCCUCCUCCUCCUCAUGCUAUGGAGCAAGCCGCGAUGUCGCGCGCGCGAGAGGAGGCUUCCGAACGCGGCGAGAUGGAAUCGCGCGGGCAGGGAGAGGCUCCUGCGCGGGCGAUGGUCUCCCACGCAGGAAAUGAGGCCCCUCUGUCUGCACUGAUGAUGUCCCACCUAGCUAGAGACGCUCUUCCUGCACCAGAUCUGCUGAGAACGCACAUGGGAAGGGCUGCAGCUCCACAGGAACUGACGAUGUCACGUAACGGGAGAUCAGAGGGGCUGACGAUGACGAGGGUGCCUCAGAAAGAGGAAACGCUCCCGGCAAUGGAAUUCACUAAGACUCAAACCACUGCAGGCACCGCUAACACUGCCACUGCUGCUGCUGCCCAUGGACGUCUCAUGCCACAGACCACCACUUCCAACAAGUGCCCCCAUAAAAGGAUCAAAUCGCCAACCCUGGGUGCAAACACUCUGGCGCAAGAACUGCUGAAGCCUCACUUGGGGUCCAAAGCAACCAUCCAGGACGUGGCGAGGAUGGUGCAGGAAGACCUGAUUCCGCAGAACCUGAUGAUGCCCCGUGGAACUGAAGACAGCGUGCGCGCUGAGAAUCCGCUCGCUCCCUGCCAGUCCGAAGAGCUUCAAUACUCUGCUCCGCAGGAUCUCCGCAUGGCGACAACUUUCCCGGUUCAGGAGUUCCCUCUGCCUCUCCUGGCGCCCGCUGGCUGCCGAACCAGCAAAAAACACCAGGAAAGCCCCCUGCUCUCCUACCCGACCGCUGCCAUGCAGUUUGGCGACCUGGGCAAGAUGUCUAGCGGUGAUCUGGCAAAGCUGCCUUUUUACCCGGACCCCUACCAACUGCUCUACGGGCCCCAGCUCAUGGCGUACCCUUACAACCUGGCGGCUCUGCCCAUGGCUUUGAACAUGGUGGUCCCCAGUGAAAAAGGGCAGCCUCUGCCAUUCCUGCCAACCCUCUUCAGCUAUGUGAACCCCUGUACGGGGCUCGUGCAGGAGCCCCACCUGCUAGCUAAAUCGAGCAGGAGGGACGACCACCGUGACGCCGCAAAUCAGUAGGUGAUAAAGAAGAGAGACGGCGAUCUGGAGUCCUGUCGGUCGACCCAGAGGGUGGACCCAUUCUCGCCCGCCGGCCUCUCUCCGUUUACCUCUCUGCCCUUAUUUGUAGUAGUCUGUACAAGGUUUCAGCCGAUAUAAACUGUCCUUUCGAGGCACCCUACAGUUAACUGGGGUUGUGUGUGCUUUUAGUUCAACCUGCUUCUCAUAGCGAUUGCAAAAACGACUGUUUAGUUUUUUUGAGUUGUGUUUUUUAUUUUUUUUCCAGAGAAAGUGAAACCCAUUAUGUGUCCCUUAUCUCUACACCGGGACAGGUUGAUCUUCUGUAGGCUAAAAAAGGUGUAGUGGCAUCAAAAUCCUACCUAAAUCUCUCUUAGUAGCUUCAUCUAUUCAACUGACUUGUGUUUCACCAAGGAAAUUGACAGUGGUCGAACACAAGUUCCCAAUGAAACAAGGGUAACACGAAGCAGUCAGGUGUGUUUUUUCGCAAAGGAUUGCUCCUGAAAACACAGGCAUGUGGAUGGAGGGUAGUCUACAUUCAGUGAAGUGAGACCUUCCACAAGCUGAUAAAUUAGUCUAAUAAAGAUGCUACCAAAACAGAUUCCCAUUCAGAAACCGAUCGAUUUUCACUGGAUACCUUAUUUAUUGUAUUAACUGAUGUUGCACAUCUUUGGGGUUUUUUCUUUUAAAAUAAUAAUAAAAAAAAAAAAAGGUUUACAGAAACGAAUGCUGUUGGAAAGUUUGCAGACUGCACUAGCUCGAGACAGAAUGUGCCUGUUGGGUUUGGAACAGUUCAUGAGAAAGUCUUAAAAACCAAGGAGCAAAACAGACGAAAAAAAAAAUGCAUUCCAUAAAAAAUGAUCUCCAAUAAUGAGAAACAAAUAUAUAUUUUUCACUCAGCUCAAUUUUUUUGCUCCCAAACCCCCAAGGCAGCCACAGUACAAGUGGUAUCAUACAAAUGUUUAUUUCAUGUUUGCCAACCAAAAAAAAGCAGUAUUGUUGUCCUUCUUCGUCAACCAAAAAAUAAAAAAUAAUAAUAAUAAUAAUAAUACUAAAUUCACACCGCAGAAAAACACUGCAGAAUGUAGAUUCCACAGAUCUUUCUUGUUUAUGGAAAACAGAUACUCCCGUCUCAAAAUUUGUGCUUUAAAAGGAGUUUUCUCAUUAGCACUGGUAGUACUAUCCCUGGUCAUCCCUUCUGAAGAGCUGUUGGUUCUUUGCAUGUAUUUUCCACCUCGAUAAGAUUUCAAGAGCGAAGCUAUAGAUUCGACGUGGCUGCUGCUGCUCCUGCAUACCUAAUCACAUCCUGUGCUGUAGGUCACACUCACUCCGACGACGACCCACAGCUAGACGCCAGGAUGCAGCAGUUUAUCGAUAGCUUUGUAUCUGAAAUAUUGGAAACAUUUUAGUUCAGGUGUUUGUUAUAAGAGAGCAAAACCAUACAAUGGAUGAGACAGACAUAAAAAGACAGACAGACCUGAAAAGUUUAGCUGUUAAACCGAUUAUAAACAAUAGCGACAAAAAAAAAUAAUAAUUGUGUAAUUACUAUUUCAAAUCGUAUUCUGUAAGUGUUAACAGCAUAAUUAAUAACAUGUUUUCAGCGACAAGGUUCAGCUCUCAAUGCAAUAAAAGGGAGAACAGCGAUCAUAAAAAAAAAAGUCAAUUUGAAAUCCUUAGUUAGACUCUCAUAGAGGUGUACUGUAGUUUCAACAGUUUUUUUUUAUUUUAGUUAUUUUUGCAGCAAUGUGAAACAGUUUGGAAACUUGUCUGAGUAUUAUUUCAUCCUGAAUACAAACCCCCCCUGAUCUUAGUUUGAAUGCACUGGAUUCUGAGACUGGGUACUGUGAAGAAGAAGCAGCUCCACGUAGCUAUUCAAACCAAUCUCCAGUUUACCAAAAAAAACAAAAAAAGAAAACAAAGCGAGGCAAUUAGAUGUAUUAUUUUUUAUAACCUUUUUUUGUGGUGUUAAAAACAGGUUAACAUGGUUUGUGUACCACUCUGGCCAAAAGUUUAGCAUCAACUACAGUUUUAGGAUUGAGACGUAAUUAAAAAAAAAUUAUAUAUAUAUGAACA
Messenger RNA from Polyodon spathula (Mississippi paddlefish), 6032 nucleotides. RefSeq names its product zinc finger and BTB domain-containing protein 38-like. Gene Ontology annotation, biological process: regulation of DNA-templated transcription. The coding region runs from base 30 to 3962 and encodes 1310 amino acids. The record is from RefSeq and is a predicted model, not a curated record. The transcript has a single exon. Gene Ontology annotation, molecular function: RNA polymerase II cis-regulatory region sequence-specific DNA binding; DNA-binding transcription factor activity, RNA polymerase II-specific. Lineage: Eukaryota; Metazoa; Chordata; Actinopteri; Acipenseriformes; Polyodontidae.